Messenger RNA from Westerdykella ornata, 408 nucleotides. RefSeq names its product 60s ribosomal protein-like protein l27. Gene Ontology annotation, biological process: translation. Bases 1 to 408 code for a protein of 135 amino acids. Lineage: Eukaryota; Fungi; Ascomycota; Dothideomycetes; Pleosporales; Sporormiaceae. Gene Ontology annotation, cellular component: cytosolic large ribosomal subunit; ribosome. The record is from RefSeq and is a predicted model, not a curated record. The transcript has 4 exons. Gene Ontology annotation, molecular function: structural constituent of ribosome.
AUGAAGUUCCUCAAGGUCGGACGCGUUGUCAUCAUCACCCGGGGCCGCUAUGCCGGCAAGAAGUGUGUGAUCAUCCAGCCGCUCGACAACGGCACCAAGACGCACCCCUUCCCCCACGCCCUCGUCGCCGGCAUCGAGCGCUACCCGCAACAAAUCACCCGCCGCAUGGGCAAGGCGAAGCAGGCCAAGCGCUCCAAGGUCAAGCCUUUCGUCAAGCAGAUCAACUACACCCACCUGAUGCCCACCCGCUACACACUCGAGCUCGAGAACCUCAAGGGCGUGCUGUCGGCCGACACAUUCAAGGAAGUUUCGCAGAGGGAGGAUGCCAAGAAGACGGUGAAGAAGGCUUUCGAGGAGCGGUACACGUCCGGCAAGAACAGGUGGUUCUUCACUCCGUUACGGUUCUAG